Molecule: messenger RNA, 2124 nt
Organism: Paramecium pentaurelia
Lineage: Eukaryota; Ciliophora; Oligohymenophorea; Peniculida; Parameciidae
Source: the annotation of a GenBank genome assembly
AUGAUAAAAAAAUAUAGCUUAUAAUUUGCAUCACAAGAAAUAGAGCAAAUAUAUAGACAAUCUCUUUUGAGUGGAAUAAAAUAUCGAAGAGAAUAUACAUAUGGGAUAUUAUGUAUCUAUUUAGGAUUAAUAAUAAUAAAAUAUAAUUUGUAACAGGUCUUGUUACCUCAAAUAUUUGCAGGUGUUGGAAUAAUAUUAGAAUUGGCAUUGUUUUUUUUUAUGAAGAAAUAUUGGUAAAACAAGGAAAUAUUAAUAACUCUAAAUAUGAUUUUUAUGGCUGCAAUCUGUGAAAGUUUAAGAUUAUUUGGAUUUGAUGAUUAUCAAUGGUAUUAUGGUUAGCAUUCUACCUCACUUAAAUUAAGUAUGAUUAUAUGAUCUUACACUUAGUAAUUUAUUUGUAGGGAAGCUAGUUUUUAAUUUAAUCCUUUAUUUUCUGUUGUACCUAAGCUGUAAGUAUAUAUAAUUUUAGUAAAUAUGAUGUAUCAACAAUAAUUUCUCAUUGUCUAAUCACUUUAAUUCUUGUUAUGCUUCGUUAUUAAUAUGAAAUUAUCAGUAGAAAGAACUUCCUUUCAGGACUCUCCAAAGAACAAUAUGAAAAUGUGAUAGAGGAUCUUCUCCCAUCAUGGGUUGUAGUGCUUAAAUACAAUAAAUUAGCUGCUUAAUUAUAAAUAGAAAAAAUCAAUAAAAAUUUAAAAGAGAAAUUCAAUCUUAAAAAUAAUGAAGCUUUAAGAGAUUUUUUAAGAAAAUUAAACUUAUAUGAUCUUGAAGUUAAUGGUUAAUCAUAAAAUAUAAAAAUUGAACAUGAAAUAAUUUAAAUAUUAAAAUCAAAAAGUGAAGAUCAUCCAGUUUAAAGAUAUUUUGGAAUAUUGGAAAAGGAUGUCAACUCAAAAUUAUGUAGAUUUAAGAUUACUUAAGUUUAUUUUAAAGCAUUUGAACCUUUGGUAAUUCUUUUAUUUGAAGAGAUUAAAGAGGACAAAUACGAUUAAUAUGUGAAUUAAAUUGAAUAAAGAGAUAAUUAAUAAUAUGUAUAAUUAUAGAUUAAUUUAGUAUAAUUCAAAAAUAAGUUUAUACUUAAUUACAUAAUAAAUGUAGCUAAUUUAAUAAAUGCUUAAUUAAAUAUAAAUAGAUAGUCCCUUUAAGUAAGAAUUAUUGAAUACAUUCUAAUAGAACUUAUAAAAAUAAACAUAAAUAAGUUAUUAUUUAUACAAUCUUAAUAAUAAUUUAUUGAAUUUAUUCAAAAUAUCUCAUAGAUUAAUUAAAUAUGAAUAUUAAGAAAUUUAGAUUGAAUAAUUCUUUAAAACUUUAUGUGAUAAUCUUCUUAUUAAUUAUAAAUCAAUGAAGAUGAAUAUUAUUAAUUUUUCAACAAAGAAAGAGAUAAUAAAAACAGAUAAAAAUAAAUUAAUAUCAAUUAUUAUGAACAUAAUGGAAUUUAUAAAAAUUUUAUUAUCUAUAAUACAUGCAGAAGAUGGAAUCAUUUAUUAAAUGCAUCCUAUGAAAAAACCUUUUAGUCUAUCUAUAAAAUAAUCUAAAGUUCAUAAUGAUUCCAUUUAAAUAUCUUUAACUCAUCCUAAUUUAAAUAUUACAAGUUAAAUGAUAGCUUUAAUUUAAAAUAUCACACCUGUUUCUAUUGAUGAUAAAAAAAGAAAUUGGAAUAAUAAGAAUUACUUUGAAAUGAUUAAAAAUUUAAAUCAAACUCUAUCUUAAAUGAUUGAUCAUUAUAAAAAUGAGAUUUAAUCUCUUACAUCAAUAUCUUUAGGAUUAAAAAGUAAUAGAUAUUAAAAAACUAAUCAUUUAAAUAAUUAAAAUAAAUAAUUUAAUACUUUAGGAUAUAUAAUGGCUUCAUACUUUAUUAGUUAAUUAGGUCCAUCUAAUAAAAUUAUAUUUAAAUAAUCUCUAAUAGAAAAUGAUAUGUUAAAUCCUUAAUAUGUUUCAUCACUUUAUUAAACUAAGAUAUAAUUUACAAUAUAUAAAGAUUUAUAAAGUUUUUCAAAAGAAGUUUCAAAAAUAGAAAAAAACUUAUUUGAUGACAAUUAGUAUUUUUCACCAAAAAAAUAUACUAAUUAAGAAAUUGCUGAAAGAUUACUUCAAAUUUAAGUGGAAGAUUAGAUGAAAAGAUUAUUUUGA